GCAACGCCGCGCAUAUUGCAGAAACAUUUCUUCGCAGUCGCCAAACAAAACAAUUUUUUAUAAUUAGUAAAACCAGUAAAAACAGUAGAAAAACACCGACAACAAACAGUGAAAAGCAACUGUCAACAUGUUUCUAUCAAGAUUCGACAAAAAUUUAGAGAAUGCCACCAGCCAUCUGCGGUUGGAGCCGGACUGGCCCUCCAUUCUCCUCAUCUGCGAUGAGAUCAAUCAAAAAGAUGUCACACCCAAAACAGCCUUUGCUGCUAUCAAGAAAAAGAUGAACUCACCCAAUCCCCACUCCGCCUGCUAUUCGCUGUUGGUGCUGGAGAGCAUUGUGAAGAACUGUGGCGCCCCUGUUCACGAAGAGGUCUUCACCAAGGAGAACUGUGAGAUGUUUAGCAGCUUUCUUGAGUCCACGCCCCACGAGAACGUGCGCCAGAAGAUGCUGGAGCUGGUGCAGACCUGGGCUAAUGCCUUUCGCUCAUCGGACAAAUAUCAGGCCAUAAAGGACACCAUGACCAUCCUAAAAGCCAAGGGCCAUACCUUCCCUGAGCUUCGUGAGGCGGAUGCCAUGUUCACCGCCGACACUGCCCCCAACUGGGCCGAUGGUACGGUUUGUCAUCGCUGUCGCGUGGAGUUCACCUUCACCAAUCGCAAGCACCAUUGCCGGAACUGCGGCCAAGUGUUCUGUGGCCAGUGCACGUCCAAACAGUGUCCUCUGCCCAAGUACGGUAUUGAGAAAGAUGUGCGCGUCUGUGACGGCUGCUUUGCGGCUCUCCAGCGUCCAACAAGCGGCGGCAGUGCCAGCGGUGGAAAGUCUGCAACUCGAGCGGCGGACAGUGAUUUGCCGGCAGAAUAUUUGAACAGCUCAUUGUCGCAGCAGGUGCAGACACCCGCUCGCAAAACCGAGGCCGAACUGAAGGAGGAAGAAGAACUGCAGCUGGCUCUGGCUCUUAGUCAGUCGGAGGCCGAGCAGCAGAAACAGAAGCAGCAAUCACUGACAUCGGCCGCUGCUGCCUAUCGCAUGCAACAGAGGUCCCCCAGCCCGGAAGCACCAUCAGUACCCAAGGAGUUCCAGCAGCCAGCCGAAGAAACCACCAAUCCGGAGCUGGCCAAAUAUUUGAAUCGCAGUUACUGGGAGCAACGCAAGAUUAGCGAAUCCUCGUCCAUGGCUAGUCCCUCGGCCCCCAGUCCUAUGCCGCCGACACCACAGCCCCAGCAAAGUAUCCUCUCGCUGCAGCCCAAGAGUGCGGAUGAAGUGCAGAUAAAUGAGUUUGCAGCUAAUAUGCGCACCCAGGUGGAGAUCUUUGUGAACCGCAUGAAGUCCAACUCUAGUCGUGGGCGCAGUAUCUCCAACGAUUCGUCGGUUCAGACGCUGUUCAUGACUCUGACAUCGUUGCACUCGCAGCAGCUUUCCUACAUUAAGGAGAUGGAUGACAAACGCAUGUGGUACGAGCAGCUCCAGGACAAACUUACUCAGAUCAAGGAUUCGCGAGCUGCCCUAGAUCAGCUGCGGCAGGAGCAUGUGGAGAAGCUACGCAGAAUCGCCGAAGAACAGGAGCGGCAGCGCCAGAUGCAGAUGGCCCAGAAGCUUGAGAUAAUGCGCAAGAAGAAGCAAGAGUAUCUGCAGUAUCAGCGUCAAUUGGCGCUGCAGCGUAUUCAGGAGCAGGAACGCGAGAUGCAGCUGCGGCAGGAGCAGCAGAAAGCGCAGUAUUUGAUGGGUCAGGCAGUUCCGCCAUUCCCGUACCUUCCACCGUCGGCGGUGCCGCAACAUGGUUCGCCAUCGCAUCAACUGAACAACGUUUAUAAUCCGUAUGCCGCUGCUGUUCCCGGUUAUCCAGGACCUGCUCCUGCUCCCGCUCCCAAUGGACAUGGCCAACAAUUCCAGGGCAUUCCACCAGGCAUGUACAACCCAGCAAUGCAAACGCAGAUGCAGCAACCUGGAGCAAUGAUGCAACAGCAGCAACCGCCGCCGCCCGGAAAUGCCCACAUGAUGCCGCAGCCGCAGGCCAUGCCCGACAAUCAGUUCGCCAACAACCCAGCAAUCCUUCAGCAGGGGCCAGCACAGCACCUUCCGGUUCAGCAGGCACAUCCACAGGCUCAGCAACUUCCCAUUCAGCAGCCACAACCACAACCUGUUCCUCAACAGCAACCCCAACUGGCUCACGUAAUGCUCCAGCAGCAGCAUGUGGUUCAAACCCAUCCGCCGUUGGCCAACCAAGCGCCUCCUGCUGCUCCCCAGGCUCCACCGGUCACCGAAAUAGCCAAUAAUCAAGUCCAAGCUGUGGCUGCCGCUCCAGCUCCACCCCAAAACGAACCGGAGCCGACCACUAAGGCUGCCGAACCGGCCACAGCGGAACUAAUCAGUUUCGACUAGACCAAACCAUGUUAUUCCCUAUUUGUAUUACCCUUCAGAGUUGGGCUAUAAACCGUUCUCGUGUGGAUGUUGGAUUAAUACCAAAA
Messenger RNA from Drosophila serrata, 2463 nucleotides. It is a transcript of the gene Hrs, whose product is annotated as Hepatocyte growth factor regulated tyrosine kinase substrate. The record is from RefSeq and is a predicted model, not a curated record. Gene Ontology annotation, cellular component: early endosome. NCBI's taxonomy places the organism in Eukaryota, Metazoa, Arthropoda, Insecta, Diptera, Drosophilidae. Gene Ontology annotation, biological process: receptor internalization; endocytic recycling. Gene Ontology annotation, molecular function: metal ion binding; ubiquitin binding; phosphatidylinositol binding.